AUGUGUCAACUUAAGAAAAUCCAGAGGAUCUGGCGGAGGAUCUGGCGAAAUUCUGAAGCCGCCUUUCUCACCGCAUCAGAGAUUGUUGACGCUCGCUUUGCGGUCAUUCGUAUGAUUCAAGCACAACAUUCUUCUUCAGAAAUCUCGUUGUUAAAUUCUGAGGGAAUUUUACUUAAAGGAAAUCUGCUUAGAAAACUGAAACCCUUUGUGCGAAAGAAUCCUCCAAUUUUACCUUACUCAUCAGCCCUCAGUCGUACCUUCGUUUGCUAUGGCCACCUUUCCUCUCGGCUUGGUGGCCCCAUACUAAAGCUAAGUUUCUUGCUUCGACAUACAUGGAUUUUGGGUAGAUCACGACUAGUUAAGCUUGAAGUAAGAAAUUGCCUAACAUGUCAACGUGCUGAACCCCGCUUAGCAUCUCAAUUAAUGGGCAAUCUACCAAAGGACCGAGUCACGCCGUCUCGAUCCUUCAACAUCUCUGGCUUGAAUUAUGCUGGACCGAUUCAAGUGCGAAAAACAAAGGGAAGUCGGCAUCGCUCAUACAAAGGUUACAUCGCUCUCUUCGUAUGCUUUGCAACUCGUGCAACUCAUCUGGAAGUCGUAAGUGACCUAACUACGACUUGCUUUUUGGUUGCUUUUCACCGAUUUAUCGGUAGACGAGGGAUUUGCCGGCGACUCUAA
This is a messenger RNA of Belonocnema kinseyi, 678 nucleotides long. RefSeq lists its product as uncharacterized. The transcript has a single exon. The record is from RefSeq and is a predicted model, not a curated record. The coding region runs from base 1 to 678 and encodes 225 amino acids. Gene Ontology annotation, molecular function: nucleic acid binding. Lineage: Eukaryota; Metazoa; Arthropoda; Insecta; Hymenoptera; Cynipidae.